CCCAGCCAGUGGCAGAAGCUGAUGGGUGGAACAAACAGGGCAUGAAAAGACUAAUAUGACCAACGGAUCUUAGAAUUGUGGUACCCUUGUCUGGAUCUACAGGAAUGUAGACUUUAGCAGUUCUGCAGCUCUGCCAGCCUUUUUCCUGACACUGGAAUUGUUAUUCACAAAGUAGAAUCCUUCUGCUUUGUGAUAGGAAGGAUAGAAAAAGAACAUGGCCUGCAUUUUAAAGAGAAAAUCCAUUGUUGCAGUUAGUUUCAUAGCAGCGUUCCUCUUCCUGAUCAUCGUUCGUCUCACAAAUGAAGUGAACUUCCCUUUGAUAUUGAACUGCUUUGGACAAACAAGCGUCAGAUGGAUACCAUUUUCCUAUACCCAAAGACGGACUCUCAGAACCCACUAUGGAUAUAUAAAUGUGAAAACUCAAGAGCCUCUACAACUGGACUGUGACCUUUGUGCCAUUGUUUCAAACUCGGGUCAGAUGGCUGCCCAGAAAGUGGGAAUUGAGAUUGACCAGUCCUCCUGUAUAUGGAGAAUGAACAAUGCUCCUACCAAGGGCUAUGAGGAGGAUGUUGGGAAGAGGACAACAAUAAGAGUGGUCUCUCACACCAGUGUGCCCCUGUUGCUCAAGAAUCCGGAGUACUUUUUUAGGGAAGCCAACAGCACAAUCUAUGUCAUCUGGGGGCCUUUCCGGAACAUGAGGAAAGAUGGCAAUGGCAUUGUGUACAACAUGCUGAAGAAAACUGUUGACAGCUACCCCAGUGCCAAAAUCUAUGUGACGACAGAAAAGCGCAUGAGUUACUGUGAUGCUGUAUUUAAGGAGGAGACGGGAAAAGACCGAGUCCAGUCAGGUUCAUAUCUCAGCACUGGUUGGUUUACCUUAAUUCUGGCUAUGGAUGCCUGCUAUGGAAUUCACGUCUAUGGGAUGAUAAAUGACACCUACUGCAAGUCAGAAGGCUUUCGAAAAGUUCCUUACCAUUACUAUGAGCCAGGAAGAGAUGAAUGUGAUGAAUACUUUCUGCAUGAAAAUGCUCCCUAUGGAGGCCAUAGGUUUAUUACCGAAAAGAAAGUAUUUGCUAAGUGGGCCAAGAAGCACACAAUAAUAUUUACGCACCCCAACUGGACAGUGUCUUGAUGCUGGUUCCUUUAGUCCUCCUUUAGUAGCAUAAUAUUACAAAAUUGCCUCAGUUUACACUGAUUCUGCUUACAUCUGACUGGACUUUCUCAGACUACCUGCCGAAUAUAAAACUGAAAAAUAAGAUGAUGAUUCAGCUGUUAAGCAAAGUUUACCAGUCUGUGGAAGGCAGAUGAGUUUCUUGCUUUAUCUCUUAGGGCUUCACACCACAUAAUGCACUUUAUACUUCAACUGGAUUUUAAUUCAAGACAAUGGCAGUUUUAAGAUGACAGUGGUUUUGUGUUAUACAUGUUUAUGCACACAGAAUGGUGGCCCUUCAAUCUGGUCAAUUGCCUUAGAUAAUUAAAAUGAAUAUCUGCAGCCAGUGAUCCUCAAGGUUUGCAGUACUAACAGCAAUUUUCUAUAAGGAAAUGCAAGGAAAUAUAGGAGAUUCUGAGGUAACUAUGUCUAGUAAUCUUAUAUAUGACUAGAAAAAUUUUAAGGACCACCAAAGUGUGUGUGUGUGUGCACAUUGACAUGCACCUAAACAACCAAGGGUAUAUUAAAAUAAGAGAUGGGAUAAAUAUGGCUCCUGAUCUGUAGAACAUUCCCAUAUAAAAGGUUAUUCAUUGGGUAGAAGCCCAUGAGUAACUCAGGAACUCUGAAAACUGACUUACCUCUAUACUAGCUGGCCUGUAACUGUUUUGGACGAUGUUUCAAACGUUUGCAGGUUUUAAGGGAAACAUCUUUGUGUUAGCUAAUAUAAGUUCUCCUUCUGGGAUAUCAACCAUAGUUGUACCAGGGUUGCAAAAGAAGUGGCUUUACAAGCAGAAUAAUAACAUCUUGGAGAGAAUUUGUGGGCAGAACUUGACGUUAUAUCUAUUCUGCAGUCAAAAGACAUAAUUGCAGCUUGUGUGGCCAGACCCAAGUUAGUUUUAAACUGGAGCUCAUUGCAGACUUGCUGCCCAAGUAUUUACAUGCAUACCUGGGUGUUUUGUAACAUAUUCUGAAUCGUGGGCUGUUGUGGCUGUGCUGCUAGCAGUACUAGAGCAAAGUAUGUUAAAUACUCACUCACAUAUGUCUAAGUGAGGUGCCGUCAUACCAUGGAACGCAGUCUAGACCUACCCUUAUAGCGUGUUGUUCCUGACUUCUAACACCAGUUUGGACUGUUAACAGCCUGACAAUUUGUUUCACUUUUCUGCUUCAGUUUGUCCAUCUUUAAAAAUGGGUAUAGUAUUUAUCUACCACAGAAGGGCAUUGGGAGGUGUAACUAAUAUCCAUGAAAGACUUUGCAGAUAAAAAAAUGCAAUGUAAGCAUCUAUUCUUAUGGCAACACUGAUGGUACCCAGCAUCUUGUAUGUUGGAAACCUAAGGAGACUGACAGCCAUGUUAGGAUCCGAUCCUGCUGGGUGCAGGGCACUUCCUUUAAUUGGGUGUCAUUUUCAAUAAUGAGGUCCUCAAUGUGUGGUGACUUUAGCUGAAAUCGAGGAGUCAGCACCUCCCAGGUUUAUCCCAUCAGUCAAGCUACUCAAGAAUUAUCAUAUUUGUCCACCUCUACUUGAAACACUCUGAGUUUAUCAUCACUAAAAGAUUUCAGUUGCAGCAGAAUUAUUUUUAAUGUGAUGUAAAUCAACAAAAUAUGAGAGCUUUCUUAACUGUAUUUAAAUUAACGUGCAAGUCUCUUUACAUUUGGAAGAUUUCCUGGGAAUAUUUUAACUCCUGGAAUUUCAGCUUCAUCACUGUAAGAACCAAUACUGUGAAAACUUGAAAGACGUAUGUGUGGAACAGGCACACAGCUUUUACUCACACUGCUCAAACGUUAAAUAACAGGAACUUUGUAUGCUUUUGUAAAUCGUAAAAAGGGGAAAGUAAAAACCUAUUUUUACAUGCAAGUAUUUGUAUACUUCCUGUAUUUCCUAUUGUAUAUUUGUAUAUAUAAAUCUAUAUUUUAUAUGUCUACAGCAUACACGGUUUUUCUCAUCAGCAUCAAGUGCUACCCUU
Messenger RNA from Gavialis gangeticus (Gharial), 3112 nucleotides. It is a transcript of the gene ST6GALNAC3, whose product is annotated as ST6 N-acetylgalactosaminide alpha-2,6-sialyltransferase 3. The transcript is spliced from 5 exons. NCBI's taxonomy places the organism in Eukaryota, Metazoa, Chordata, Crocodylia, Gavialidae. The record is from RefSeq and is a predicted model, not a curated record. The coding region runs from base 215 to 1132 and encodes 305 amino acids. Gene Ontology annotation, biological process: ganglioside biosynthetic process; oligosaccharide metabolic process. Gene Ontology annotation, molecular function: alpha-N-acetylgalactosaminide alpha-2,6-sialyltransferase activity.